AGCCCGGACAAAGAUUGGACGCUCCUGAAGGAUCUUCUGAAUGAAUGUCUUUUCGACCAUAGUAAGACCGAGGGCACACCGUGUGAAUGUACCAUAGAAUAGUCGAAAAUGCUUCCAGCACAACGCUCUCUUGUUUCUAUUUUCCUAGAGAGGGGUUCAUCUACAUCAUGCAACACUCUCACUCUAAUAAACUCAUUACGGAUCCUGCCAGUUCUAUCAGAUCUACAUCUAACACUUCUCCUAGCAAGGCACCAAGCUUCCCCCACCUCUCUCGUGAGAGAUCGGGCACCAUCACAUCAGAAGCUUGCGAGUCCAUGGCCAUCCGUCCAUUGUAUGGCAUUUUUUGGUACAAAUAUCACGGGCACCUUUUUGUGUACAAUAAGAUGUUUUUUUUAAAAUUUAGACAUUGGAAACUUAUGUUUAAGCAUACCCCCACUAUCCGGUCGUUUGUAUCUUAAGGCAUUGAAAUUAGAUUUUAUUCAAGGCAUUUUUCUGUAUGUGAUCCAUUUUUGAACUCAGGUGGCAUUUUUAUUUUGUAUAUCAUGUCAUUUUUUGAGUAGCUAAUCUAAGUCAGGUCCAAAAUAAACAAGUUUAAGCUUAACUAGGUCCUUGUUUUUGCCCAACUAGGGGCACGUGCUUGUGAGGGUCAGUUUCUCGUACACAGAGGGUUUUGCUCUUGGGGUUCUUUUCAGCGAUUGAAGACGCUCGCUGAGCCGUUCCCUGGCAAACUAAUCGCCCGCUGCCCCAACUAUCGUUCCCCAGAUAUUGCGGUAGUUUUCCAAUCAAUUCGCAUGGACGUCUAUUUUCGUCAGAGGUGUGGCUAUCCGUGUCCAGUUGACCUACCCGAUAAAAUCCAUCAAUGAUUUUUGCAAAAGACUUUGCCUAAGAGAAUCACAACCAAAUAUGAAACCAAGUGAAACUAGAGAAAUUUGAAAGAACGCUAUGGUCAAGAACACCGGAGAAGUAACAAAAGAACUGCUGGAAUGAGCUGCCCCUUUGUCCAAUUUUUCGUUGGCGGGAUUCUUCAGUUUUAUUUCGUAAUCAUGCUCCUUGUAAUUAAGUAGAAACCAUAUAGUGAGGGGACAGUUUUUUUCGAUUUUCUUCCCAUUUUCAUAUAGCAGUUUUUCAGGCAUUUUGGAAAAAGCAAAGUUGAAUAAUAAUCGAACAAAAAUCCCAUAAUAUUUUUUCCGAGGGGAAAAAAUCCCAUAAUAAAUCUCAAAAAGUUUUUUUUUUGUUUGAGUUUUUUUGAUAAAUCUCAAAAAGUAGACCAAGCAAUACUUGCCGCUGCGCACAUGCAGCCCAUCACGAGAAAGGAGAUCCAGUACGUAGUUCUGUUCAACUCGGUCCGGUUCUCAUUCCGUCGCGGCGAUCGCUGACCUCCCUCCAUCGCCGCAACUGCAAAACCCUCCUCGCCGGUAACUUACCCCUGCGACCAUCCAUGGCCACCUUCACCGGAGCACCGCUCCCGCCGGCCGGCGCCGGAAAGGAGAAGCCGCUCGCGCGCCCCGCACCGGCAACCGCUCCCGCGGACCUCGCGAAUCCAGGGAAGAAGACGCGCCGCCGGGUGCCGAUGACGGACGAGGAUCGGUGGAGGAUCGACCGCCUGAAGGAGCUGCACGCGUCAGGGACCGAGGAGCUGCACGAGCUGAUGGACAUACACAAGGAGCUGCGCGACUACCACGACGAGCUUCUGUUCCGGCGGAGGUGCCUGGCCGCGCGCCUGGUCAGCCGGGUCGCCUUCCAGCGCCGCGACGCCGCCGCCUACGUCAAGCACCACCUUGGCCUUGGCCUGAAGGUGGGGGAUAAGCUGCCGGAGGAGCUCAAGCAGGCCAGGCCGCCAAUCUCAAUGGCCCUUUUCUUGUGGCAUGAGAUGGGCAGGGCCUUGUACAUAGGCAUGGAUAACUUCAUGGAUGAGUACAGCAACACCGAAGAGUACCGGAGAGGGAUGCUGGCGUUGGUGCCCGGGGCUGUCCCUGAUGAGAACGGAGCCCCGCCGGAUUCUGUUUGCUUGGUGUGGAUGAGUGCUUGUUUAAUCCUGAGAACGAAAUGUUGCUAAUGCAUGUUUUGUUGUGUUCAGGAUGACUACUUGUUUGAUGCUAUUGUGUUGAGCAUGAUUUAUUUAUGGCGUGAGUGCUUCAAUCAAACCAAGUGGACUAAUCCUUUAUUUUUG
Molecule: messenger RNA, 2170 nt
Organism: Triticum aestivum (bread wheat)
Lineage: Eukaryota; Viridiplantae; Streptophyta; Magnoliopsida; Poales; Poaceae
Exons: 2
Coding region: 1439-2056 (205 amino acids)
Source: RefSeq, a predicted model, not a curated record